AUGCAGCCCGAGACAUUGGAAUCCCAGAAACAGUCAAUUGGGGCCAUCUUUGACCCUGGGUUCCACGACCCUUACUCUGUGAGAAAAGAAACCAACGGAGGCGUUCAUCGGCAGUUAGGACGGAAUAGUGAUCAUGGAAGUGCGGUAACUUUGUACAAAUUUUAUGAUGUGCAAGGAGAGGUCAUCAAGAAGGCGGAAACGAUGAAGUAUAUAAGAUACAGGAAGCUGCUUGGUGAAAGCGAAUUCCAGUCAACUUCACAGAUUACCGCCAUCAGUCGUUGA
This is a messenger RNA of Colletotrichum lupini, 282 nucleotides long. RefSeq lists its product as uncharacterized. The record is from RefSeq and is a predicted model, not a curated record. The transcript is spliced from 2 exons. NCBI's taxonomy places the organism in Eukaryota, Fungi, Ascomycota, Sordariomycetes, Glomerellales, Glomerellaceae. The coding region runs from base 1 to 282 and encodes 93 amino acids.